AUGGCGCAGGAGCGUGUGCCGCCUGCGGGCCCCGACGGGCCGCCGCGCCGCCGCGGGCGCCAGCGCUACGUGGAGAAAGACGGCCGCUGCAACGUGCAGCAUGGCAACGUGAGCGAAACCUACCGCUACCUGACCGACCUGUUCACCACGCUGGUGGACCUGCGCUGGCGCCUCAGCCUGCUGGUCUUCGUGUUGGCCUACGCGCUCACCUGGCUCUUCUUCGGCGCCAUCUGGUGGCUCAUCGCCUAUGGCAGAGGCGACCUGGAGCACCUGGAGGACGCCGCCUGGACACCGUGUGUCAACAACCUCAACGGCUUCGUGGCCGCCUUCCUCUUCUCCAUCGAGACGGAAACCACCAUCGGCUACGGCCACCGCGUCAUCACUGACCAGUGCCCAGAGGGCAUCGCGCUCUUGCUCUUGCAGGCCAUCCUGGGCUCCAUGGUCAACGCCUUCAUGGUGGGCUGCAUGUUCGUCAAGAUUUCACAGCCCAACAAGCGAGCCGCCACAUUGGUCUUCUCCUCGCACGCGGUGGUCUCCCUCCGCGACGGCCGCCUCUGCCUCAUGUUCCGUGUGGGUGACCUGCGCUCCUCACACAUAGUCGAGGCCUCCAUCCGUGCCAAGCUCAUCCGCUCGCGCCAGACCUUGGAGGGGGAGUUCAUCCCACUGCACCAGACCGACCUCAGCGUGGGCUUCGAUACCGGCGACGACCGCCUGUUCCUCGUGUCGCCGCUUGUCAUCAGCCACGAGAUUGACGCUGCCAGCCCCUUCUGGGAUGCGUCACGCUGUGCGCUGGAGAGGGACGACUUCGAGAUCGUUGUCAUCCUGGAGGGCAUGGUGGAGGCCACUGGAAUGACGUGCCAAGCUCGGAGCUCCUACCUGGUCGACGAGGUGCUGUGGGGCCACCGCUUCACAUCCGUGCUGACCCUGGAGGACGGUUUCUAUGAGGUGGACUAUGCCAGCUUCCACCAGACCUUUGAGGUGCCCACGCCCUCAUGCAGUGCCCGCGAGCUGGCGGAGGCUGCAGCCCGCCUGGAUGCCCAUCUCUACUGGUCCAUCCCCAGCCGACUGGAUGAGAAGGUGGAGGAGGAAGGGGCAGGGGAGGGGGCAGGGGCUGACAAGGAACAGAAUGGCUGCCUGCCUCCCCCAGAGAGUGAGUCCAAGGUGUGA
This is a messenger RNA of Condylura cristata (star-nosed mole), 1167 nucleotides long. It is a transcript of the gene KCNJ9, whose product is annotated as potassium channel, inwardly rectifying subfamily J, member 9. The record is from RefSeq and is a predicted model, not a curated record. Gene Ontology annotation, molecular function: G-protein activated inward rectifier potassium channel activity. The coding region runs from base 1 to 1167 and encodes 388 amino acids. Gene Ontology annotation, cellular component: plasma membrane. The transcript is spliced from 2 exons. Gene Ontology annotation, biological process: regulation of monoatomic ion transmembrane transport; potassium ion import across plasma membrane. Lineage: Eukaryota; Metazoa; Chordata; Mammalia; Eulipotyphla; Talpidae.